AUGAUCAAUCACCAAGCCAUCAAUUCAUCCUCACUCGUGGAUACAAACGACAAGGUAUCGGAUUUGCAGUUCUCGGAAAUGGUGCGAAUCGCAGCGGAGCUAUCAUCAUUUGAUCCAAUUGAGAGCUACAGCCAGGCCGUCAUGGUACGAAAUCUUCGCCGACGAACUCAGCAGGUCAACAUUCCAAAUGCUUUUUGGCAAUCCCAGACGUUGAAAAGGUUUGCAGAGUUCUCAGAGCCGUCACUCAUGCUGGUCAAAGGUACUUUCCAAGAACGAGGGGCGUUGCGCGACGCGGCCGUUAGAGUAACUGAAGAGUUGAAAAGCAAGAACAUCACAACACUCUGGGCCGUAAACGCACAACUGUCUGAUCGAGCCACCAGAACCCCGAACGCGCUGGACAUUCUCAAGUCACUCGCCGCUCAAGCGCUUACAUUGGGCGACUCAGCGCACUCUCAGAAAUCGACGGCGCUAAGCUGCACGCAGCUUCGCAACGCUACCACGGCGAAGGAGUGGCUUGAGAUCCUUGGGGCUACCCUCGAAAACGUAUGUCGGGAAGUAUACAUCGUUGUCGAGUUAGAUAUUCUGAUUUCUUCUGUCCCCGCAACAUCGUCAACCGAUGAGGUCAUUGCGCUUUUCUGCAAUCUGCUGAAAGAAUUGACGGGCCGCGCAAAGAGGUCUAUUGCCAAAGUAUUGAUUGUGACGAGCAGACCAUGGACACCUUUAUCGAAGACAACGAACGUCUUCGUGGAGACUAUGCUAUCAGGCGCCCCUCCACGCGCGAAGCCGCAGGCAAACCUUCGAAGGAAGCAAGGAGGUACCUCGACGUACAAAGCGGCACUACGAACACUAAGAAGAUAA
Alternaria incomplexa is the source of this 858-nucleotide messenger RNA. RefSeq lists its product as uncharacterized. Bases 1 to 858 code for a protein of 285 amino acids. The record is from RefSeq and is a predicted model, not a curated record. The transcript has 2 exons. Lineage: Eukaryota; Fungi; Ascomycota; Dothideomycetes; Pleosporales; Pleosporaceae.